AUGCAGCCUUCGUACAAGCAGAAUCUGGGCCUCGACACCGUCGACCACGGCUUCUACGGCACCAUGAUCAACGGCAUCGGCGCCGUCGCCGGCUUCUUCGGACAGCUUCCCUUCUGCUUCUGCUGCCCCAAUCCGUUCAAGGAGGUCCAGCAGGGCAGUGUCGGCCUCGUCACCCGCUUCGGGCAGUUCUACCGCAGCGAGGACCCCGGUCUCGUCCAGAUCAACCCUUGCAGCGAAAACCUUCGGUCAGUGGACGUAAAAAUUCAGAACUCUACUAUCCCUCAUCAAACAGCGAUUACCCGUGAUAGUGUCUCCAUUGGGCUCGAAUCGACGAUCUUCUGGCACGUCUCCAACCCGUACAGGGCGGCGUUUGGCAUCACGGACGUGCGCUCUGCGCUGAUCGAGCGAGCGCAGACGACGCUGCGCAACGUGGUGGGCGGACGUACGCUGCAGUCGCUCGUGACGGACCGCGAGCAGGUGGCGCUGGAGGUGCAGGAGAUCGUGGGCGACAUUGCGGACCGAUGGGGUGUGCAGGUCGAGUCGAUCCUGAUCAAGGACAUCAUCUUCUCCAAGGAGCUGCAGGAGUCGCUCAGCUCUGCGGCCAAGCAGAAGCGUAUCGGCGAGUCCAAGGUGAUCGCUGCGCAGGCCGAGGUGGACGCUGCCCGUCUGAUGCGACAGGCUGCCGACAUUCUUGCGUCCAAGAGCGCCAUGCAGAUCCGCGCGCUCGAGAGUCUGCAGGCGAUGGCCAGGACGGCCAACAGCAAGGUCAUCUUUGUGCCCAUGAACCUCACCGACCUCAACGGCGACUCGCUGCCUCCCGGAGGCACCGGCCCGGGCGCCAACGUGGCUCCGGCCGCGAGCGGAUCGCAGGGUGCUCAGUCCGGCACCAUGCUGAACACCGCUGCUCUCACCCAGCUUGCCGAGAUGUAA
Moesziomyces aphidis is the source of this 930-nucleotide messenger RNA. The record is from the annotation of a GenBank genome assembly. Lineage: Eukaryota; Fungi; Basidiomycota; Ustilaginomycetes; Ustilaginales; Ustilaginaceae.